Lachancea meyersii CBS 8951 is the source of this 846-nucleotide messenger RNA. The record is from the annotation of a GenBank genome assembly. NCBI's taxonomy places the organism in Eukaryota, Fungi, Ascomycota, Saccharomycetes, Saccharomycetales, Saccharomycetaceae.
AUGGUCAAGACUAUUGCAACAGGACUGGAAGUGCCCCGUCCUGCACCACAAGUGCCCAAGAAUGUCAUGGACAUGUUCUCGCUAAAGGGAAAGGUAGCGUGCAUUUCAGGAGCGUCGUCUGGCAUUGGAGGAGCCGUGGCCGUGGCGUUCGCUCAGGCAGGUGCAGAUAUCGCCGUGUGGUACAACUCGCACGACCGAUUGAUCCAAACGGCUAAAGAACUGGCAGAAAAAUACAACGUCAAGGCCAUCGCGUACAAGUGUCCUGUCACGGACGAGAAAAAAGUGCAGGAGACCAUCCAGCACGUUUUGCGGGACUUUGGGGGCAAGAUCGACGUCUUUGUCGCCAACGCCGGCAUAGCAGGGUCCACGGGUGCCCUUGUAGAGGCAGAGGAACGUGGAGAGGCCUCUGCAGAGUGGGACAGGAUCCUGCAGACCAACUUCCAAGGCGUGUACUACUGCAGCAAGUUCAUCGGGUCCGUGUUCAAAAAACAGGGCCACGGCUCACUCAUCGUCACGGCGUCGAUGUCUGGCCACGUCGUCAACGUCCCGCAGUUGCAGACCUGCUACAACGCCACGAAGGCCGGGGUCAUCCACAUGGCCAAGUCGCUGGCCGUGGAGUGGGCCGGCUACGCCCGUGUCAACACUGUGUCUCCAGGGUACAUCAACACGCCUAUCAGCGGAUUUGCACCCGACAAGACCAAGGAGAGGUGGCUGGAACUGACUCCGAUGGGCAGAGAGGGUCUCCCUGAGGAACUGGUGGGGGCCUAUUUGUAUCUGGCCUCGAACGCGUCCACCUUCACCACGGGGACCGACAUUAUCGUGGACGGUGGUUACUGCUGUAUGUGA